Messenger RNA from Manihot esculenta (cassava), 1356 nucleotides. RefSeq names its product secretory carrier-associated membrane protein 3. The record is from RefSeq and is a predicted model, not a curated record. Gene Ontology annotation, biological process: protein transport. Bases 202 to 1122 code for a protein of 306 amino acids. Gene Ontology annotation, cellular component: trans-Golgi network membrane; recycling endosome membrane. NCBI's taxonomy places the organism in Eukaryota, Viridiplantae, Streptophyta, Magnoliopsida, Malpighiales, Euphorbiaceae. The transcript is spliced from 14 exons.
GCUUAGUUUGCAAUGUUGUUAUUAUUCAAAAUCUUGGAAAAAAAAAGGUGUAAUCUUUUUUAAAAAACAUUAAAAUCGUCCCGCCGUUUACAGUAACCCAAAAUUGUAAUAAGCCGACCACAGAAUUCCAAAUUCUCUCUCUCACUCUGUGUCUAUAGACCUUUGUUGUGUUUCUCGUCGGGUUUCUAAGUGGUUUAUCUCAUGGCUGGUCGCUACGAUCCUAACCCUUUUGAUGAAGAAGAAGUUAACCCCUUUUCUGAUCCAGCUGUAAGGGGGAAAUCAUCGGGUCAGAAGUUCAGUGGAGGUGCAUUUUACACAUCAAGUGCUCCUCCAGCUUCGAACUCUAGGCUUUCACCACUUCCUCCUGAGCCUGCUGAUUUUGUAUAUGAUCAUGGUGCAACAGUUGACAUUCCAAUUGAUUCAAAUACAGAUUUGAAGAAGAAGGAAAAGGAACUCCAAGCUAAGGAGGCUGAAUUGAGAAGGCGAGAGCAGGAUGUAAAACGGCGGGAAGAUGCAGCUGCACGAGCUGGGAUUGUCCUAGAUGAGAAAAAUUGGCCGCCAUUUUUCCCCAUUAUCCAUCAUGAUAUUGCUAAUGAAAUACCAGUUCAUCUACAAAGAAUUCAAUAUGUUGCAUUCACAACAUUUCUAGGAUUGGUACUCUGUCUUUUCUGGAACAUUAUAGCUGUUACGACUGCAUGGAUUAAGGGCGAAGGGGUGAAAAUCUGGUUUCUUGCUAUCAUUUACUUCAUAGCAGGAGUUCCUGGGGCAUAUGUUUUGUGGUAUCGUCCACUUUAUCGUGCAUUUAGGACUGACAGUGCUUUAAGGUUUGGAUGGUUUUUCCUGUUUUAUUUGGUUCACAUCGGCUUCUGCAUUGUAGCGGCAGUUGCUCCUCCUAUAGUUUUCAAAGGGAAAUCUUUCACUGGUAUCCUGUCUGCAAUAGAUGUUUUGGGUGACCAUGCCUUGGUCGGCAUAUUCUACUUUGUUGGAUUCGGAUUAUUCUGCCUUGAGUUGGUGCUUAGUAUCUGGGUUCUUCAGCAAGUAUACAUGUACUUCCGCGGCAGUGGUAAAGCUGCUCAGAUGAAGCAAGAGGCUGCUAGAGGAGCUAUGAGGGCUGCAAUUUGAUGAUCCUAUGCUCACGCAUUCUGAGCUUAUGUGUGGGUUAGGUUGUAUAUUGCCCUUUGCCACGUAAAUUUCGGAUGGGAAGAUUUGCUAGGCAUGAGACUGGCUUUUAUUGUUUAUCGCUUGUUUGAGUGUUUGUAAAUGCUUUUACUUGAAAUAUUUAAGGCUGCUGUAACCUUGGAUUUGUUUAUUUCUUUUUUCUUUAAUUGGAGAAAUUAAAGCUGUGUUUUUGCCAAA